AUGGAUGAAUCUAUGAAGGUAAAUAAUUUGCGUACCUUACAUCAAAUCAUAGAGGACGUUCUUAGGGAAACUCCCGAUAAAGAUAAUAAGAGUGUACAGUGCUUCAUUUCACGAAUGCGAGAUAGACAUAUCCGUGAAGAGGCAGAUGCCAAACGGCUCAUAAAAAAGGGCUUAACACUCAAGCCUUAUCUUUAUCAAAUUCCAGAAUCAGGUAAGCGUUUUGAAUAUGUUGUGGUUGAGAAUAAUUUAUCGGAAAGAGUAGGGGACAAAAUUGAGUACCCAGAAGUAGCAAGAUGA
Funneliformis geosporum is the source of this 297-nucleotide messenger RNA. Lineage: Eukaryota; Fungi; Glomeromycota; Glomeromycetes; Glomerales; Glomeraceae. The record is from the annotation of a GenBank genome assembly.